Messenger RNA from Bradysia coprophila, 1219 nucleotides. RefSeq lists its product as uncharacterized. The record is from RefSeq and is a predicted model, not a curated record. Lineage: Eukaryota; Metazoa; Arthropoda; Insecta; Diptera; Sciaridae.
AGACUAUCGACACAAAAAAUUGUUCGUAUUCAGAAUUUGUGCUUUGACGGUUUUUAACUAACUCUAGCUGCUCUAGCUCGUGAAAUGGUUAAAUUAACUUUUUUGUUCGCAACGCUGACAGCUGUGAUGGUGGCCAAAACAUGUGCAUGGGUGCCUGGAGAAGCGCAAUGUGGAUGCUUUAAUUUGGCUCAAGUGGACAAACCCAGCAGUAUCUCAGAAUGUUAUCCCAAAUUUAAGUUUUUGAAUCAAAUCUCCGUAAACUACAACAACUUGUUAACCGCAUUGUUUAUAAACGGCGGCCCUUAUAACUGCAAUUUUACGCAAUACAUAAGGAACGUAUAUGGAAUGAAAGAUCUAACGGUGGGGAUAGUCGACGCUUAUUUUUCAUGUAAUAAAGCUGAUUGUACAUCAGCAAUUAUGGCAGCCUAUGGAAAAUUCGUCGAUUUUAGGACAAGCACUUUCAAUCCUUACACGAUAUGUUCCAUGACCAAUUUAAGUCCAGAUUGUGCGCAGGUCUUACUACAAGUUCGACCUCCAGUGUACGGCUCUGCUGAAAAUAUUUUGGUGGCAAUGCUAACUUGUGCGAAGCUAAAAGCACAGGAACCUAACGGAAUAGUACAGGUAUCUCCAGCCGUCAGUUUUAGACAAUUCAUCUUAAGUAACAAAGUUUCUGAAUGCAACUGUAUUACAAUUGACCCGCGACCCAUUCCGAAAAGUAAAGAAGAAUGUUUUUCUGCAGAUUACAUUGCGACAGUCAGAAACUUUAUCAAUGUCAAUUUUGGUAGAGUUAUCAGCACCUAUAACAUGACAAAGGAUUCGUGCGAUUAUAAGGAGCUAUUGGGAUACAUACAACAAUUACAGAACGUCGCCCUAGAAGGAACCACAUUACUUGAAUCAACUAGCUCGAAUUUGACUCAGGUCGACACAAUUUAUAACAAAUAUAAAGGUUUACUCGCUCAGUACAACCCAGCCGUACGGCAAUUCAUUUUAAGUAAUGAUCAAUCUUGUUAUUUCAAUGUAAGAAAAUCUAGAGUAUCACCAUUGACAAUUACCGAUGCUGUCGUAUCAAUUCUGACCAAAUGUAUCCAAUAUGUUGACGUUCCGAACAAGCGAUGCUAACGAGAAAUAAAAUGCUACAAAAUUACCCAACUGUAGGACAAUUUGAUUUAUUUACAGCUAGCUACGCUGUUGGUAUCACCAAUUAAUAAAUGAUAGAUUC